AUGGCUAUGUCACUAGAGAAAGACCGUGAUGGGCAUCCACGGUUUCCAGGAUGCUCAAACAUCACCGAAUAUACCUUUGUUGGGAAGCUCGGAGAAGGUACUUUUGGUGAGGUCUACAAAGCAAAGUCCAAAAAAGACAACACUGUUGUGGCGCUGAAGAAGAUUCUUAUGCACCAUGAGAAGGAAGGCUUCCCAAUCACGGCUAUUCGAGAGAUCAAGCUCAUGAAAGCACUUUCCCACAUAAACAUUUUGCAGCUCAAAGAGAUGGCAAUCGAGCGAGGCAAAGGCGAGGGCCGAAAAAAGCCCAGCAUGUACAUGGUUUUCCCAUACAUGGAGCAUGACCUUUCAGGACUUCUGGAGAACCCAGCAGUCCAUUUCAGUGAACCACAGAUCAAAUGCUACUUGAUGCAGCUCCUCGAGGGGCUCAAAUACUUACAUGGACAACGCAUUUUACAUCGUGAUAUGAAAGCUGCAAAUUUGCUCAUCAGCAAUGGCGGAAUCCUACAAAUAGCUGAUUUCGGCCUUGCACGGCCCUAUGACGAUGCACCUCCACUUCCUGGGAAAGGCGGAGGAGAGUCCAAGAGAGAAUACACGGCGCUCGUGGUCACAAGGUGGUACCGCCCUCCCGAGUUGCUGCUGCAGCUUCGAAAGUACACUACAGCCAUCGAUCUUUGGGGAGUUGGCUGUGUUUUUGGCGAAAUGUUCAAGGGGAAGCCCAUUCUCACUGGUAACAGCGAUCUGAACCAGGCUCAACUAAUCUUCAAUCUUGUGGGCACUCCCACAGAAGAAAACAUGCCCGGAUGGAGUGCGCUCCCUGGCUGUGAAGGAGUGAAGAACUUUGGAUACAAGCGAGGCAAUCUGGCUGGAUCCUUCCAAGAAUUGAGCCCAACGGCUAUAUCAUUACUCGGAGAGCUCCUGCGUCUCGAUUGGAAGAAGCGGAUCAACGCCAUGGACGCGCUCAAACAUCCUUACUUUACCACACCCCCGCUCCCUGCAAGACCUGGAGACAUCCCGAAAUUCUCAGACUCUCACGAACUCGAUCGCAAGAAAUUCCGUAACCAGCGGCCACCCGUACCGCCUGCGUCUCUGACGCCCCACCAAAUGGCGCCUGGCCAAGCUCUGGCUCUCGUGGACCCGACUCUCGACAUGGUCGUGUUCCUGGGCCGGGGCGCGGAGGCAGACCCCCUCCACCAACAAGCCAUGGACACCUUCAACGACGCGCUCCUUUCCCACCAUCAAGAGAAUCCGGCCUCCCUCCACGGCCUCCUGUGCCAUCUAAUCAACCGUGGGAGGGGCCCCCAUCCAACAGACCCGAUGGGAGAGACGAUCGGCGUGGACAAUUCCCCCCAGGCCGAUCAGGAGGCAGACCGACUAACAACAACCUGGACUCAUAUGUCCCAAACUACAACGAUCGCAAUGAUCGUCCAAGGGAUUCGGGAGAGCAUGGCUCUUCCAAUCCCGAUUGGCGUGCAUCAGGCCGCCGCGACUACAGACGUGAACCGUCACGGAGGCGAAGCCGAAGCCCUAGCUUCAGAGAGGCCAGUCGAGGCUGAGGCCCGAAUGUCGUAA
This is a messenger RNA of Penicillium brevicompactum, 1569 nucleotides long. RefSeq names its product CDC2/CDK family serine/threonine-protein kinase. Gene Ontology annotation, molecular function: ATP binding; cyclin-dependent protein serine/threonine kinase activity. Gene Ontology annotation, cellular component: nucleus. The transcript has 9 exons. The record is from RefSeq and is a predicted model, not a curated record. Gene Ontology annotation, biological process: protein phosphorylation. Bases 1 to 1569 code for a protein of 522 amino acids. Lineage: Eukaryota; Fungi; Ascomycota; Eurotiomycetes; Eurotiales; Aspergillaceae.